AGAGAAAUACCUUUGAGCCACAAUGGUGUACGACAUGACCCAUAUGGUGCCAGCGCAAAGCAUCUCCUUGGGCCGCUACUAUCUGCAUGAUCUCAACGGCAUGGCAGAGAAUCACGAUUACGUCUUGGAUAUUGAUCGACGCUUUCAGGCGCGUAUGGCUUGUGAGACAAUGCCACAGGCAUCACCACCACCACCGCCUACACCAGCACCGCGACGGCGUACAACACCAAUAGCGCACUUGGAUCCUUCCGAGUUGGUCGGUUUGACGCGUGAAGAGCGUCGUCGUCGGCGACGUGCAACACUAAAAUAUCGUACGGCCCAUGCAACACGCGAACGUAUACGUGUGGAAGCGUUCAAUGUGAGCUUUGCUGAAUUGCGAAAACUGCUACCCACUUUGCCGCCGGAUAAGAAGUUAUCGAAAAUCGAAAUACUCAAGCUGGCUAUAUGCUAUAUAGCAUACUUGAAUCAUGUGUUGGAGACGCCAUAAGCGGCAUAGCACUAUUUGAUGGGGAUAUAUUUUAUUUUAAGCGUAGGUUAAUUUUAAUUUUACUUUAACUAUAAUUUA
Rhagoletis pomonella (apple maggot) is the source of this 565-nucleotide messenger RNA. It is a transcript of the gene HLH4C, whose product is annotated as helix-loop-helix protein 1. Gene Ontology annotation, biological process: regulation of transcription by RNA polymerase II. Gene Ontology annotation, molecular function: DNA-binding transcription factor activity, RNA polymerase II-specific; RNA polymerase II cis-regulatory region sequence-specific DNA binding; protein dimerization activity. The record is from RefSeq and is a predicted model, not a curated record. NCBI's taxonomy places the organism in Eukaryota, Metazoa, Arthropoda, Insecta, Diptera, Tephritidae.